Babesia bigemina is the source of this 1392-nucleotide messenger RNA. RefSeq lists its product as hypothetical. NCBI's taxonomy places the organism in Eukaryota, Apicomplexa, Aconoidasida, Piroplasmida, Babesiidae. The transcript has 3 exons. Bases 1 to 1392 code for a protein of 463 amino acids. The record is from RefSeq and is a predicted model, not a curated record.
AUGGCGACUGGCUGUAUACUUCAGGUGCGGCACUGUGCCAAGACUUCGACACUGUCCGACGAUCUCUGCAAGCCGUUUUACAAUGUUGUUCAUAACACUGAAGGAUGUCUGUCGUCUCGAACCGCAUCAGAAGAGCCGUACUUAUGCGAUGUCAUUUCACGAUUGUCAACGCUUCAAGGCUCUGCUCCGAAAGACUCUGAGAAUCCUCAUAAAAACAUUAUACAUAAUCUCUGUGCCUCCGCUGGCAGCCUAUUAGGUGAUCAAUUUCCUGGUACCUACGACGGUUCUGGGAUUGUGUACGGCAACGCCUCCCGCCUGUGCGAUGCCAUCUUGGCAUUCCUGUAUGCCGUGUUCAGUGAUGUACAUGGUAACCAGCCGUACGUCGCUGGUAGAGAUGUAUUACAUGAUGUGAUUGUGGAGUUAAAAUCCCAACUAUGGCGUGGUCACAAGGGGUUUCGUCAAGCCAUCCCCAAGGUGGUCACUGGCCUCCAGAGGUACAACGCCGCUGUCGAGGCUUCUAACGAGAAAGUCAAGGAGCCGAUUGAAACUGUGUUGGAUUACGUGGCACCGGAUGGUCAGUUGCGUAAAGGUAUACAAGCUUUGCAGAUAACGGAGACAUCUACGUCCACUCAAGAUGAGAGAACUGUCGAGUCCGCUGCCUCACUGGUGGAGGACUGCAAAGAGGUUGCCCGGGUCUUCUCUAAGAGCUUGACGGCGGCAACAAAUGCCAUUAAUGACCUGAACCCCAAGCUGAAAAGGAAGCUCGAGGACGCCAGGAGGAGCUUUUUCAACCACGUCGACUGGCUGAGCAGGUGGUCCAAGAAGGGGCAGAAAAAGCGGUUGGACAAGAUGGUACAGAAAAUCAAGACCAGGCUUAAAAAGCUCGCAAAGGCAGUUAGAUACAGAAUUCGACAAGAAGUGCAUGCCGUUGUCGUGUUGUCGAAGGACCGUGCCAGUGAGAUUAAAAUGAAGUUGGAAGGUGUCACUGCCAGUCUGGAGGAAUAUGUCAAGGAACUCGGACAGUGGAUGGGUAAGGCAAAAAAGUAUAUUCAAGAUGUGAAAAAGUAUGUUGGUAACAUCAUGGAGCAACUUGAUGGAGAGCAUAGAAAGGCGAUUGAUCAGGCCGCCGCGGACAUUGAUAGUGAGCUUGGCAAGAAAGUUGAGGAGUUGAAUAAGUGGAUCACUGAGGCAGAGACAGCCGUCAGUGUGGUUAAGGAGAAGGCGGAAAAUGUCUAUGGGAGGUUGGAUAGGGAUAACAGUACGACGAUUGGUGGAGGACUUAAGAAGAUUGAAGCUGCAAGAAGCAAAGUUGAGAGCGUGAUGAUUUGGAAGAUCGGAAAGAUGCCGCGCACGGUGUGCUCACCAGCGCUGCUGGGAAGGCUGGAGAGGUGA